UCUACCAUUAAAAAUCAGAAAUUCCAAAAGUCUUAAAUUUAAUUCGAGAAAGUCAACCGGAAAAGUUGAUGAUCUUGUGAUGUCAGCUGCAAAAUCAGAGGAGAAUCAGGUGCCAAAAGUUGGCGAAAAAUUAGUCUCU
This is a messenger RNA of Ambispora leptoticha, 139 nucleotides long. NCBI's taxonomy places the organism in Eukaryota, Fungi, Glomeromycota, Glomeromycetes, Archaeosporales, Ambisporaceae. The record is from the annotation of a GenBank genome assembly.